CACGUGUAUCUGGAACCGACAAAGUAGCCUACAUUGGACGUUGUGGUUCUCCCACACAGAAUGUGAUGGCCAUUUGUGAUUUUAAUAUGUGUUUUACAUUUGUGAUGGUCGGAUGGGAAGUCAGCGCUCACGAUAGUCGUGUUUUUAAAUUUGCAACAAGACGUCGAACUCAUUACUUCCCAUACCCCCCUCCUGAUAAAUAUUAUCUAGUUGACGUCGGAUAUCCUUUACAAAGGGGUUAUCUAAAGCCUUAUGCCGACACGAAGUAUCACAUUCCGGACUUCGAGAGGUCAAGUGGGGUUGCACGUGGUAGAAAGGAAGUUUUUAACAAACGACACUCCUCUUUACGUGGUGUCAUUGAGAGGUCAUUUGGGGUAUGGAAGAAGAAGUGGGUGAUAUUACGUGACAUGCCAACCUACCCAUUUCCGAAGCAAGUAAAGAUAGUUGUGGCAACAAUGGCUCUGCAUAACUACAUACGGCGACACCACUCAUGCUCCGAUGAGGAUUUUGCAUCUGUAGAUGAAAACUUGCAUCAUAUUCCACAAGAAGCAUUUGAAUUCCAUGUCGGACGUCCCAUACCCCAGGAUGAAUCAGAACAUUCUUACAUGCACGAAGGUGAAGGUACAAGGGAAAUGACGACAUUGCGAGACCAGAUAGCGGACGAAAUUGUGCGAUCAUGACACUGCUUCUCGUGGGUGCAGUAGUUGUAUAGCGAAGUUCAAAGUCAUUUUUUUUGAAAUAGCAAUUUUUUGUACUUUGACGAAGUUCAAUAUCAGUUUUUCAAAAUAGCAAUUUUUUUACUUUUGCGGAGUAGAACAAUGUAAUGCAAUUUUUUAUUACAAUGGAGUUUGAUUUCAACUAAGCUAUAAUGCAUGUUGAAUUUGCUGAAAUCCACAGGUUUUGAGGGAACAACUAGUAAUGCAUAGAACAGCUUUUGAACAUAAAAGUAAUGCAUGGAACGAAUUUUGAACAGCCUAAUUGGUGGUUCUUGUGCGGUGGAACAUCCCAUAAAGUGAUAGCAAAUUCUCUUUAAGAUCUUGUACGGGCUUGACUUGGCUUAGAAUCAGACAUUCUUGGUGUCUUAGAACUGUUUGGACGCUAAGGUCGUUUUGACUGUGAUUGGGCUUGGUUAUAAGGCCACUAGGUCCCUUGCUUCUGUUUCCUUGUAUUGAAACUGUAUAUAAAUUGCUAAGU
Molecule: messenger RNA, 1194 nt
Organism: Phalaenopsis equestris
Lineage: Eukaryota; Viridiplantae; Streptophyta; Magnoliopsida; Asparagales; Orchidaceae
Exons: 2
Coding region: 66-680 (204 amino acids)
Source: RefSeq, a predicted model, not a curated record